Anthonomus grandis grandis is the source of this 5125-nucleotide messenger RNA. RefSeq lists its product as uncharacterized. Gene Ontology annotation, biological process: triglyceride biosynthetic process. The coding region runs from base 82 to 5064 and encodes 1660 amino acids. Gene Ontology annotation, molecular function: diacylglycerol O-acyltransferase activity; long-chain-alcohol O-fatty-acyltransferase activity. The record is from RefSeq and is a predicted model, not a curated record. Gene Ontology annotation, cellular component: plasma membrane. The transcript has 26 exons. NCBI's taxonomy places the organism in Eukaryota, Metazoa, Arthropoda, Insecta, Coleoptera, Curculionidae.
AAAUUUAAUGAUAGACGUUUUUGCGAACCAUUAUUUUAAUUUUAAAAAUUGCUGUGUAUAGAUGCUUGUAAAACUCAUAUUAUGUGCGAUACGGAUAUUAUUGAAAAAUUGGAUUUUUCCUCUGCAAAAGUCCAAACGCAACAUCGGCAAAUAUCAAACAUAUUUUUGACUUUACUUUUGAGCGCUUUAUCAUGUUUCCUUUUUACGGCCCAAGCGAUUAUUUUCUCCUUUUUUCGAAAAACUGUAGACAUUUAUUUAAAAUUUAAAUACGAACAAAACUAUGGAGGUUUAGUUGCAAAUGAAGACUUACCAUUCUUGGUAACUGAUAAAUCGCAAUGCUGUAUUACCGUUAUUACAUUUUCUCGGACUAAUAAGGAGGUUAAUAUGUUAGAGAGAAUUAAAGAGAUUUUACAGAAAAAGAUUUUUGAUCAUCCAGAUCAUUACCCUAAACUAACAAGUACAGUUCAUCAAUUUCUAGGCUAUUUUUAUACGAUUAAGAAUGAAUGUAAUGUAAAUGAUGUAGUAAAAGCAAUAAAUAUUGAAAAUAACGAAGAUUUUACCGAGAAUUAUUUAAAAAGCUAUGCAGGCAAAGUAAUGGCUAAGGACUUUGCAAAAAAUGGAUCUCUCCUUUGGGAUAUACAUGUGGUUCUUUACCCCAUUAAAUUCAAAUCAAAUGAAGGAUACUGCUACCCAGUAAUUUCAAGAUUUCAUCACUCAAUUGCUGACGGAACCUCAUUAGUAUCUUUGUUCAUUCAACUAUAUGCAGAGAAUUCAAAUGAAAACUAUAAUAAAGAAAUUUUUCAGAAAUUGCUUGGCAAUCAGACUAAUAAAAAAAUGAGUAAAAGCUUCUUGGACUUAAUAGCAAGAUUUUUUAAGUUAGCCACACUCUAUUUGGAAAUUUUAUUUAUAUCGUUCGGAAGAAUUAUCGAAACCAACCAACUAAAGCCAAAUGAUAUAAAUGCUCUACAUGGAACUAACUAUACUGGUGAAAAAUUGUGUGCCUGGACUAGUGAACGCAAAACAGAAUGUAUACCGCUGGUGAAAAAUAUUAAAAAUAAAACAAAAACCAAAUUCAGUUGUGUAGUUUGUACAGCUAUUGCAGCAAGCCUGUCACAUUAUUUUAAGAGGAAUAACUUUCCGAUUCCGGAAUAUAUAUCUGGAGCAAUAGCGGUUUUACUGGAUUAUCCAGAUGUAGAUUUAUCCAAGCCCAUAGAACUCAGAAAUAAAACUGGAGGAAACGCAUUUGAGUUACCUAUGAUCUAUGGAUCUACGACUUUAGUGGAAGCUUUAAAAAAUGUUUCAAAUGCAUGGAAUAAGCAAAUGCGACAGGCAGAUGGACUGCUCGUGGCAUUUUUAAUGCGAAACAUGCUUCAAAUGCCAAUACAAAUUCUUAAAAUACUUUUCGGAUGGACUUCGCAUACCUAUGUCCUAACCAAUGUACCUGGUAGUACGGUUUUAAAAACGAAAGAUGGAUAUUUUGAAAAAGUCAUUCCUUUUGCACCCAUUGCACAAGGAAUCGGUAUUUCUAUUGCAAUAAUUAGUUAUGACGAGAAAUUUCAAAUCGGAAUACUGAUUGAGAAGUCCCUGGUUAAUUCUCAAGAAGAAGUUCAAAAGAUUGCUGAUGAUAUACUUCUUUACAUAAAAUUGUUAGACAAACAAGUACAAAAGUUGGCUUACUUAGUAGUCUUAGUUGGUAUGAAUAUUUUUAUUUUAAGACGUCGUAUAGUGAUGAUGUUCGUGGAAAAAAUGAUGAUAAGUGAUAAGGAUAUUAAGGAAAAACUGGAUUUCUCCACUGUAAGAAUCCAAAGACAACACUGGCAAAUAUCAAACGUAUGUUGUAUAAUACUACUAAAUGCAAUAUCAUUUAUCGGUUUUAUGGGCGUGGCAAUUAUUUUUCUUAUUUUUCGAAAAAUUAUAGACAUUUAUUUAAAAUUUAAAUAUAAAAAGGAUUAUGAAGGUUUAGUUGCAAGUGAAGAUUUAGCAUUCCUGGUACCUGAUAAGCCACAAUGCUGUAUUGGCAUUACCAUAUAUUUUAAAAGUAUUGAGGAGCUAAAUAUGUUUCAGAAAAUUAAAGAGAUUUUACAAGAAAAGGUUUUUAAUCAUCCAGAUCAUUAUCCUAAACUAAUAUGUAAAGUUCAUCAGUUUUUCGGUUAUUUUUAUAAAAUAAAGGAUCGACGAUGCACUGCAGAUGACGUUGUUAGGUCAAUAACUAUUGAAAAUAGUCAAGAUCUUACAGAGGAUUACUUGAAAUCCUAUGCAGGCGAAAUAAUUACUAAAAAGUUUGAAAAAACUGAAUCCCUACUUUGGGAUGUGCACGUGGCUCCUUGUCCUAUGAAACACAUACUACAUGAAGGGCUCGUCUACCCAGUAAUUUUUAGAUUUAAUCACUCAAUUGCUGACGGAACAUCCUUAAUUUCAUUGUUGAUUCAACUAUUUGGAGAUAAGUCAACCACAAACUAUAGCAAAAAAUUAUUUAAGAAAACCCUGAAUACUCAAACUUAUGGAAAACAGCAUAAAAGUUUCAUGGACUUGAUAAUCAUUUAUAUUACAAAAACUAUUAAAAUGCUUUUAUUUUAUAUGGAAGUAAUAUUUCUGUCUUUUGGAAGAAAUAUUAUGAUGAACCAAGUAAAACCACAUGAUAUCAAUGCUCUACAUAGAACAAAUUACAGUAAUGAACAAUUUUGUGCUUGGGCUAGUGAAGAAAAAGUAGAAUGUAUACCGUUGGUGAAAAAUAUUAAAAAUAGACAAAAUACGAACUUUAACUCGGUAAUUUCUACAGCUGUUGCUGCUAGCUUAUCACAUUAUUUUAAAAGGAAUAAUUUUCCAAUUCCAGAAUAUAUGUCUGGAGCAAUAGCGGUUUUGCCGGAAUAUCCAGAUGUAGAUAUAUUCAAGCCUGCGAAACUUAGAAAUAAAGCUGGAGGAGUGGUUUUUGAGUUGCCUAUGAUCUAUGGAUCUACAACUUUAGCGGAAACUUUAAAAAAUGUUUCAGAUGAAUGGAAUAGGCAAAUGCGACAAGCAGAUACCUUGCUUGUGUCCUUCUUAAUGCGAAAUAUGUUUACGAUGCCAAUCCAGAUUUUGCGAAUGCUAUUUGGCUGGACUUCUCAGACUUAUAUUCUAAGCAAUAUACCUGGUAGUGGGAUUAUAAAGAGAACAAAUGAAUGGUUUUGUGAUAAGGUCAUCCUUGUGGCACCCAUCGGACUUGGAAUCGGAAUUUCUUUUGCUAUACUAAGCUAUGACCAAAAAUUUCAAAUUGCAGUGAUGAUCGACAAAUCUUUAAUUAAUUCUCAAGAAGAAACUCAGAAGAUUGCGGACGACGUUUUGCUUUAUAUAAAACUGUUAGACAAGGAAUUACAAACCUAUAUAAACCUAGAAGCUGUGUAUCGAGAAUUUAUCAAGGAUUUUUCCAUUCGGGAAACUGGGUCUGUGGAUAAUAAAAAGCACGAAAUGGAUAAUCUAGUGGUGAAUGAAGCUUCAGAAGUAGCUAUUAUACUCUACUAUUUAUAUCAACCGUGUCUGUCAAUGUUUCUAUCAGUUAUUAUUGUUGCUUUUACACCCCUUUUGUGGUUGUUCUUCCUGUUGAUAUGUUUCGCCUUUUGGACCUACAGAAAAAUUGUGGAUAUAAUAUUACGGGUGAAACUUGGAGCUAAAUAUGGUGGCCUUUUAAAUUACAGCGAUGGCUUUUCGGUAUAUGAAUCUAACUAUAAUUUUCACAUUUCUUGCAUUGGGAUUCACAAUAGUGAAAAAGAAGUUAAUCUGGUAGAAGUAUAUAAGCAACGUUUUAAAGCAGAGGUGGUUGAUAAUGCAGACGUUUAUUCAAAAUUAACCGGUACUAUGCAUAAUUAUUUAGGUUACUGCUACUGGCUAAAAAAUACCAUAGAUCUGGAGAAAUACAUACAAUUACUGCCAGUACCCAAGAAUGUAACACUUACGGAAGAUUUGGUAAAAACUAUGACUUCAGACUUGCACAGUACACAAUUUCCGCUAAAUAAUUCUGCCACAUUUAGUAUACAUGUUAUAGAUAGGCCUAUUGUAUUAGACGAGGAAGGAAAAACUCAAUACCGUUACUUUACUAUAACAAGGAUACAUCACGUGGUUGGCGAUGGUACAGCAAUAAACGCACUCUUUACAAAACUAUUUGAUAAAACAAUGAACAAAACUUAUAUUGAGGAAAUUUUUGAAAAAAAAGUAUCCAGUGGUGCAAUGCCAGAAGAAGAUAUGGAAUGGAGAUCAUAUCUAAUAAAGAAAUUGAAAGAAAUUUUAUCGGGUAUAAACAUGAGUUUUACCCUAAUAUUCCUAAUGUUUCAAAAACGUCUUGAAAUGAUUGACUUAAGAAAAAAGGACCAAAAUGCCUUACAUGGUCCAGAACUUUCCGGAGAAAAGGUUAUCGUAUGGCAAUGGGAAAACAGUGAAAAGUAUAUUCCUAUGGUAAAAAGAAUUAAAAAAAGAUUCAGUGGUGUCAGUUUUCCCAAUGUUUGCAUCGCAGCACUGGCUGGAAGCCUUGGAAGUUAUUUCAAAAAGAAUGGUUUGGAAGUCCCGGAUUACAUAUCUAGUUUUUUCACAAUUGUAUUAAACUUAAAAAAAUAUGAUUUAAGUAAGCCGCUGGACCUUAUAAAUCAAAGCAUAGCAGUUUUGCUUGAAAUACCUUUGAAAAAUUCUGAAAAUGGCAUAGAAACCUUAAAUAAAGUUAAGGAAAAUUUGAAUAAUAUUAGUUAUUUUGAGGCACUGACUAAUAACAUGUUUAUUAAAUAUAUUUUUACGCUAUUUCCGAUACCGAUAAGAGCUCAGAUGCAUGGUUCAGACUACACAGCCAUAAUAAGUGUGGUGCCUGGGGUGAAGAGGGUCGAAAUAUCAGAUGGCUGUUAUUGUGAGAAUAUUAUUGCAUGUCCACCUAAUUUAAAAAAAAUUGGUGUUUCAAUCUGUGUGACGACCUACGACAACCGACUAACUGUCUGCUUACAAGUAGACAAAGCGUUAUUAUCCUCUCAAGAAAAAGCCCAAGAAAUCGUCGAUGACUUCUUUAAAAACUUAGAAACCUUAGAUGCAGAGACUACCCAUAUAAAAUAACAUUAAUAAAUAAAAUAUUUAUUAAUACUGUAAACUUAUAAGAUAAAAAAUAAAAACAUAA